This is a messenger RNA of Athene cunicularia (burrowing owl), 3121 nucleotides long. RefSeq names its product reticulophagy regulator 1 (gene RETREG1). NCBI's taxonomy places the organism in Eukaryota, Metazoa, Chordata, Aves, Strigiformes, Strigidae. Gene Ontology annotation, biological process: negative regulation of neuron apoptotic process; reticulophagy. Gene Ontology annotation, cellular component: endoplasmic reticulum membrane. The record is from RefSeq and is a predicted model, not a curated record. The transcript has 7 exons. The coding region runs from base 139 to 1227 and encodes 362 amino acids.
CUGAGCAAGGAGCGCUCUCCUCGGCAGCAAACAGGACAAGUGCCUGGGUUGUUGCUUAUAAAACACAAAACAGACUAGAAGAUCGUUGCCUGGAUUAUCUAGAUUGGUAGAGAGAGAUAAUUCCUUUUUACAUCUGAAAUGCCAGACAGUGAGGAUCUGGGACAAGAUGAAAGCUGGAAAAUCAUCCAUUCCAGGCAAGACUACAGACCCAGAAUAAAUCAGUGCAUUUCAGAAACACUGAUGAAUUUAUUUGUAUUUCUUCAAGAAAUGUCCCACUUCAAGGAACAAAACCCUGGCAAGUUUUGCCUACUAGUCUGCAGCAUAUGUACAUUUUUCACUGUCUUGGGAAGUUACAUUCCUGGAGUUGUCCUCUCCUAUGUCCUGUUAUUGUGUGCCUUUUUAUGUCCCUUCCUUAAGUGCAAUGAAUUUGGACAGAAAGUGUGCAACAAAAUUAAGAGUGUUCUGAUGAAACUAGAUUUUGGAAUAGUGGAAUAUAUCAACCAGAAGAAAAAAGAGAGAUCUGAAACAGGAAAAACAAAACCCACAGAAGAUGACAGUGAAUUAGACAUAUCAGCUCUGUGUCCUAAGGUUAGUCCUGCAGUUGUUGCCAAAGAGCUGUCAGUGUCUGACACAGAUGUAUCGGAAGUAUCCUGGACUGAUAAUGGGACCUUUAACUUAUCUGAGGGGUAUUCUCCACAGACAGACACAUCUGAUGAUUUUGACCGACCUAGUGAUCAUGAAGAAGCUUUCGCUAGAGAUCUUUCAGAAUUUCCUUCUUUAGAAAAUGGUGCCGGAACAAAUGAUGACGAUGACUCAAGCAUUGGUAUGCCCAUCCAGCAAAAACGAAAAAAAGAACAAACAUAUUUCAAGGUGGAUCGUGCUUCCAGACAGAGUAAAGAGAGACCAUCCACUGCAGGGCUCUCCUUGCCUUUGACCAGUGACCAAACCUUUAAUUUAGUGAGUGGAAUUGCUGGGGAUGUCAUCGCAGCUGCAGUGUCUGCUGCCAUCAAAGACCAGUUGCAGUCCACACAGCAAGCUUCCUCACAUGCGGUGCCCAGUUUGAGUGAGGAGACAGACACAGAGGAAGCUGAUGAUUUUGAACUGCUUGACCAGUCAGAGCUUGAGCAGAUUGAGAAAGAAUUGGGACUUUCACAAGGCCAAGAAGCAGAAUCCCAGGAAAAGAAAAAAUCUUCAGGCUUCCUUUCAAAUCUGCUUGGAAGUCAUUAACCUGGAAAUUGCAGCUGGUAACAUAGAAGAAAUUAAACAUAAAACACACACACACACAAAAAAAAUCUAAUUAAACAAAAAAAAAAAAAAAAAAAAAAAAAAAUUAAAAAAAAAAAAAAAAAAAAAAGAAAAUUCUGAGCUGUAAGCUUUAACUAUCCCUUUAGAUGUGUUGUAAUAAUUUCCCUUAUGCAGAGUGAAUUUACUGGAUAAAUAUCAGCUGAUACUGAUAGUUUAAUGUUUCUGGUAGUUACACCUCAAUGUAAUAGCAUGGAAAUGAAUUAUCUAUCCACCGGUUGCAGAUGACUGUUGGAGGUCAGUUGUUCAAAAUAGCUGGGGGAGAGGGGGUUUUUUAUCUUUUUGCCAAGCAUGUAUUUUGGGGUCCUGAGCCAAAUUUCCAACAUCAGCAGUUUAUUUAUGCUUGGUUGCCAACCGUGUGCUACAAUUAAUGAUUUACACAGCAAGGGUGAGUUAUCAGAGGAUUGCAAUGAGAUUACCUAAAUCUCACCCCCUUCAUUCACACCAAAAAGUAUGAAACCCCUAAGUUAGCAUUGUAUGUAGUGCAUCUACUGUAUAUGAAACACAUUAACCAGCACAACUGUAGUUUAAAUGUGUGCAACACUAUCAAAGAACUUGAUUUGAUACUUAAACCCUUUGAACUAUUUUGGAUAUGGUGAUGUAUUUCCAAUUUUUUUGCUGUUUUAGGCUUGUAGAGUUGUAAAGUGGCAGGCUAUUUGACUGACCACUGGCUGUGUUCCUUGAUAGAGUCUGGCCCUUGGCAGUAUUGCCCAAAGUCAGCCAACAUACUUUUAUAUUUAAAAGUUAAUAUCAUGUAAACCAAGCAACCUUUUGGAGCUCAGGUGAGGGUAGUUACUGUUUGGAACAGAGGUUAGAGGUUAUAAAAAAAACCAAAAACCAAACAAACCAGAAAAGGCUUUUUAGGUGCCACUUCCUUAAUUCAAGAUUCUGUGGGGUAUGUUUUUUUUUUUUUCCCCAGGACAGCUGCCAUUACUUGCAACAAAAGUUGUGUUGCGAAUUGAAUAUUUUAAGUAAAAUUAUUCAGUGAGGUCAUUUGCUAUAGGAGACACUCAGAAUCUUCUUCUUGGCAUAUAAUUUGAAACAAACAAGAAAUUGUUUAAAUUAUUUGCCAGUUUAAACUCCACACAUCCCAUGGCAUGGGAUCUUAAGCAGGUAACUUAUUUAAUUUUUUCUAGGGCUUUUGUUGUUCACCUGCGGCAAAACUGAACUGUAAUACCAAGCAAUAGUAAUCAAAGACAUAGGAAGAAGUAAAGCUAGUUUUUUUAAUGUGAUGUAAACUUUUAGCGAAGUUGAGGGACCAUGUCAGCUGCUACUACUACUCAAGUGAUUUUCCAUUUGCUGGCAUUUGAAGAGGUGAAUACGGUCAUCUAGGACCCUCAGACAGUACAGCAACACAUUAUAAAAAUCUUCCACUAAUAUAUAUGUGUAGGUAAACCUGUGUUUAAAGUUAACUCCUUUUUUUUUUUUUUUUUUUCCUUUUGAGGUGAAAAAAUAGGCAGAUGGCCAAAAAGAGUGUAGUGAAAAGAAAGAUGCUGAGGAUUUUUGACACUAGCUUUAUCGUUGCUUGUGCUUUUGUGUCAGUAACGCAUAUUGACUGUGUUUGCUGUCCUUCACCAGUACAAAAGUGAGCCUGUGCCUUCAUUAUCGAAUCCAUUACAAACUAAGUGGAUGUUGGAUAUAGGUCCCACAAGAAUGCAGCAUUUGAAAUUAAACAUCUGAACAUUAAAAGCAAGUUUCUGGAAAUUAUUAAAAACACAUGGCCACAUCAGUUCCACAGCAUUGGUUGCUAAGUUUCCUCCUUAGCUUUUCCCAGCCUGUCCUUUGCAUUUGAAAAAAAAAAACAAAAAGCAAAAAACAA